This is a messenger RNA of Suillus plorans, 1874 nucleotides long. RefSeq names its product nucleoside transporter-domain-containing protein. Gene Ontology annotation, cellular component: fungal-type vacuole membrane; plasma membrane. Gene Ontology annotation, biological process: nucleoside transmembrane transport. NCBI's taxonomy places the organism in Eukaryota, Fungi, Basidiomycota, Agaricomycetes, Boletales, Suillaceae. The record is from RefSeq and is a predicted model, not a curated record. The transcript has 4 exons. Gene Ontology annotation, molecular function: nucleobase transmembrane transporter activity; nicotinamide riboside transmembrane transporter activity. The coding region runs from base 137 to 1630 and encodes 497 amino acids.
AGGCUUCUCACUUCGGACACGCGCAUCUUAACCGAACAGCACUCUUCCGGCUGUAUUCCACUGCAUUCACUUCACCGUCACAGUACCCGUUCGUAGUCUUGCACUGACUGCACUGAACCCACCAACCAACUCUUUCAUGUCAAUAGGGCGUAGCAGCAUGCUGCCACAGGUCUCAACCACAGAUUCGGGGGCCGUUUAUCAUGCUCUCCCACCAACCGAGGUCGAUGACGAUUGCGACAGCGAACUUGAAUUGGCACUCGAUGAUUCUGCAACUUUUCUCGUUGAUCAGAUUGUUGAUAGUCGAAUACGGUGGAUAUACUUUAUGCUAGGCUGCGCGAUCCUCCUCCCUUGGAAUGUAUUGAUUACCGCCACCUCGUUCUUCUUGUCUCGCUUGGUCGGAUCGCCAUUGCGGGCAACCUUUACCUCAUAUCUGACCACUACUUCCAACGUGUUCAAUGUAUUUGCGCUAGCACAUGCCACGGCAACUUCGAAACAGUCGUCACCCUCUCGACGAGUUUUUUGGUCUGCCGCAUCAGUCACACUCAUCAUCAUUCUCUUGUUCUUCAGUACCUUUGGAUACUACCAACCAUCGACCUUCUUUUUCUUUGCAAUCCUUUGUGCUAUUUCUUUGGCCAUAUGCGUUUCAUAUCUCUCCACAGCCACCUUCGCUGGAGCCUCGCUUUUCGGGGCUCCUUACAUGCAAUCUAUGAUAUCCGGCCAGGCUGCCAUAGCUGUGGUUGUUAGUGUGGUCCAGGUGGUCACAAUCAUCUUGUCUGUGUGGGAUUCGACGCCGGAAACAAUUGCCGCGUUCAUAUCUAAUGAUGGCAUUGGAGACGGGAUGGCAGAGCAGGAUUCUGCCCGUAUAUUUUUUGGAAUAUCCGCAUUGUUCAUGGUAAGCACGUUCAUGGCGUAUGCCUGGAUGGCACAAUUGCCAGCCUACAAGGCCACUGUUGGGAUUUUGGAACAAAAAGUCAAGCUUGAAGGGGCUCUGGGCAGCGCCGAUGAAACUGGAGGGCUCGUCUUUCGCGAUACAAAUCAAGCAAGCCUUGAAGAAAGAAAUCAAAUAAUCCGUGUAUUCAAAGCGAACAUCCACUAUGAACUUGCUCUUGCAUAUGUCUAUGUGAUCACUUUGGCCAUCUUCCCUGUUAUUACAAUUACCAUACAACCAACCAACCCCAAUACCCAUCCAUUACUAUUCACCGCCAUUCAUUUCUUGAUGUUCAACCUCGGCGACUUCUUUGGACGAUACAUCUGUUCUUUCCCGAUAGUAAUAACGUGGUCCGCUACACGCAUACUGGCAUUCUCGGUCAUCCGUACCCUGUUUAUUCCCAUUUUCCUUCUGUGCAACACGGUACAGGGCCCUUCACGUGGUUUGCCCGUAAUCAGCUCCGACUUUGUCUACAUGUUCCUUGUUGGCGCUCUAGGCCUCUCCAACGGAUACGUCUCUACGCUCUGCAUGCUGGGUGCAUCCUCUCUGGAGCACAAUCCACGAUUGCGACAACGUCGCGAAGACAUCCCUACUGCGAGUACCGUGGCUGGUUUCUGUCUUAUCGUGGGUCUUGCAAUCGGGGGUUUUGGAAGUUUCGGGGUGAGAGCUAUUAUUUGCCAAUGUAAUCCUUUCAUAAAUUGAACACGUAUACCCUAAACCCAUACAUACAACGAUAUACCAGAAUUUGAUAGUACGACCAUCUACAGUGGAUCAGACAAUACAUCAUAAUAUCACGGCAGACUGCUACUGGGAGCUCCUGGAAGACGAGGGGCUAGAUCCUUCGCCUGUGAGGUUUGCCUCCGUCGUCGGUGCUCCGAGAGUCUCAGGGCAAAUAUAUCACGAUGUAAAAUAUACUUCUCGUGGGUGGGCCUUGAUGAGAGAGAAC